This is a messenger RNA of Magnolia sinica, 894 nucleotides long. Its product is annotated as late embryogenesis abundant protein D-34-like. Bases 1 to 774 code for a protein of 257 amino acids. The record is from RefSeq and is a predicted model, not a curated record. The transcript has 2 exons. Lineage: Eukaryota; Viridiplantae; Streptophyta; Magnoliopsida; Magnoliales; Magnoliaceae.
AUGAGCCGGCAACAGCCACCGAGGAAUCAAACCCAAGAACAAGAACCCAUGAAGUAUGGAGACGUUUUCCCCCUCCUGGGGGACCUUGCUUGCCAGCCCGUUGCCCCCCAGGAUGCUUCUAUGAUGCAGACGGCUGAGAACCUCGUGCUGGGACAGACCCAGAAAGGUGGCUCCGCUCCCAUCAUGCAGUCUGCGGCUGCACGUAAUGAGCGGAUUGGUGCUGUGAGCCACACCGACAUCACCGAUUCUGCUGCGGAACAGGGCAUGACCGUCGUUGAGACUGAUGUCCCGGGCCAGAGGAUCAUUUUCGAGUCCGUCGCUGGGCAGGUCGUGAGAAGGUGUGCGCAGCCUGCACCCUUGACUAUGACGUCCCCAGCAUCAGCUUUAGAAAGCGAUGCCAUAACCAUCGGGCAGGCGUCGGAGGCAUCUGCGCUGACAGAUGGAGACAAGCCCGUAGACCAGAGCGAUGCCGCUGCGAUACAGGCAGCAGAAGUGAGAGCGGCCGGCAGGAAUGUUGUCACCCCUAGAGGAAUCGCUGCUUCAGCACGGUCCGCAGCGACACUCAAUGUGAGGACGAUGCGUGAUGAGGACGAGACUAAGUUGGCGGACGUUCUGACGGAUGCGACAAUGAAGCUGCCAGCGGACAAAGCAGCAACCAGACAGGAUGCAGGAGUGAUAGGUGCGGAGCUCCGAAACAAUCCUAGUUUGGCCACCCAUCCUGGCGGUGUGGCUGCCUGUGUCGCAGCCGCUGCUCGGCUCAACCAAAACAAGUAGAUAUUAAGAAUCCAUGGUAAUGGAUUGUUGUAUACGUAUGUAGAUGCAUGCAUGCAUUAAUGUUGAGGUGUUCUGUUCUCUGUCUUAGUAAUAGACAGCCAGCUAUAGUUCCGCUCUUUG